GGCAGGUGGCACACUAUUCGCGGCAGCCCAUUUGUGAUUCUUGUAGGGCUCCAGGAAUAUUCUAAAGUGGAUUUUUUCCUUUUUCGCGUUUUUAUCGGCUCCUGGGCCUACUAGAGCCAAAAACCUCCCGUCCAGUUAAGCACGUUCUUUGUAAUAAUGCCUUACCGCAUUACCGAUUCCCUGAGCAAAAUUACAUAGCUACGCCCUCUGUCGGAUGCAACGACAAAUUGUUCUUUGUAAAAGCAAUGGCGUGUGCCUUACUUCGGCCAUUUUUGACCACUGCAGUUCGCUGAAUUAGUGAACGUGCAAUUAAUUUUCUUAUAAAUUAACGUUAUCAGCAAAAAGUGAAUAACAACGUAAUAAAUAUUGCUGCAGUUCGUAGUUAAGCCCUUAAGGAGACCAUUAGGAGUAAAUAAUGGCUGAUUUCCUGGAUUCGGAGGCCGAGGAGAGUGAGGAAGAGCAAGAGUUGGAUCACAAUGAGAGAAAGAAACUGAAAAAGGUUAAGGCUAUGGAGGAGAGCGAUGAGGACGAUGAGGAUGACGAAGAUCGGAUUAGGGAGGAAUUGAAGGAUCUUAUUGAUGACAGACCCAUUGAUGAGAGUGAGGGGGAAGACAGUGAUGGCUCAGAAGGAAAAAAACGUAAGAAGAGUGAUGAUGAAGACUUUGAUGAUCGACUUGAGGACGAUGAUUAUGAUCUCAUUGAGGAAAAUCUGGGAAUUACUGUUGAGAGGAAACGAUUCAAAAGGCUAAAACGAGUGCAAGAUCGAGAGUCUGAUGAUGAGGAGGAGCAUCAUCCUGGAGAAGAGAGGGACGCCAUCGCUAAUGAGCUGUUCGAAGGGGGAUCUGGGGAUGAGAGGGAUGCACUAGUGGAGGAUGAACGGCGCAGCGAGAGAAGUCACCGACAGGAGCCCGAGACCUUCGAUGAGGAGGGUAGUGAGGGUGAGUAUUCGGAUGCCGAUGACUUCAUUGUGGACGAUGAGGGUCGCCCAAUAGCCGAGCGCCGACGAAAAAAGAAGCCCAUUUUCUCCGACGCAGCCCUCCAAGAAGCCCAGGACAUUUUCGGCGUGGACUUCGACUACGAUGAGUUUGGGAAAUACGACGAUGCUGGCUACGAAGAAGAGGAAGAGGAGGAAGAGGAUGAGUACGUCGAGGAUGACGGCGAGGGCGAACGUCCCAGGCGCCCUAAGAAAACCCCCAAGAAAAAACCAACGAAAAAGAGCAUUUUCGAGAUCUACGAGCCGAGCGAACUCAAGCGUGGCCAUUUCACAGAUAUGGACAAUGAGAUAAGAAUUACAGACAUUCCGGAACGAAUGCAACUGCGCUCGAUGCCAGUGACAUCGGUACCAGAGGGAUCGGACGAGUUGGAGCAAGAGGCUGAGUGGAUUUACAAACAAGCUUUUUGCAAGCCAACAAUAUCCGUUCAGGAUGCCCACCUGAAUGCCGAGGCUAAGGAUCGUGCGAGAAAGGGCCCACAGACAGUUGGGAAAAUCAAGAAGGCCCUGGACUUCAUGAGAGUCCAGCACUUCGAGGUGCCCUUCAUCUCUUUCUACAGAAAGGAAUACGUUCUUCCGGAAUUGAAUAUCAACGAUCUGUGGAAGGUGUACAAAUUUGACGCCAAAUGGUGCCAGCUUCGUCAACGCAAGGAAAAUCUUUUGACCCUAUUCGAGAAGAUGAGGAACCACCAGUUGGAGCUGUUGAUGAAAGAUCCAGACGCACCCCUUCCUGACUCUGUACGUAUCAUCAAGGACGAGGACAUAGAGCGGUUGAAGAACGUGCAGACGAGUGAAGAAUUGAAUGAUGUCCAUCAGCACUUCAUGCUGUACUACUCCCACGAUAUUCCAGCUAUGCAAGAGGCUGUAAGGGUAAAGGAGAAGGAGGCUAAACGUCAGGCGAAGAUUGCUGAACGCAAGCACAAGCUACUAGAGGCUGAGGAGAACGGUGAGGAUCCACCACCAGAGGAGGAUAUAGAGAUCGAAGAGGAGCUAGAAAACGACGAGAACCUCAAACACGCUGUUCGAACAGGCCCCUAUGCUAUCUGCAGAAAAGCAGGUCUCGAUACAUUUGCGAAAAAGUUUGGCUUAACACCUGAACACUUUGCUGAGAAUUUGCGAGAUAAUUAUCAACGUCACGAGGUGGAUCAGGAGCCCAUUGAGCCACUUGUUGUUGGACAAGAUUUUGUUGGACCACAAUUCAAGAAUCCUGAGGAGGUACUCAAGGCUGUCAAGCUGAUGGUCGCCAUUCAGCUGGCUCGAGAGCCCUUGGUGAAAAAGUGCGUAAGGGAGAUGUACAUGGAGAGGGCGAAAAUCAGUGUCACACCGACCAAGAUAGGUAUCAAGAUGAUCGAUGAAACUCAUCCCAUCUACACCAUGAAGUACCUCAAGGACAAGCCAGUUCGCGACCUGGUGGGCGAUCAGUUCCUGCGACUGGUGAUGGCUGAGGAGGAUAAACUUGUUACUCUCACGAUGAGCAACACCAUCGAAGGAAAUACUAGUAGUAAUUAUGUGGACGAGAUGAAGCAGUUGUAUAUCAGAGAUGAGUUUAGUAAAAAUGUUCAGGACUGGAAUAACAUUCGAGUUGGAAGUGUUGAGAUGGCGCUGAAUGAGAUGGUGAUACCUGCUCUGAAGAAGGAGCUUCGUGCCAAUCUUAUUUCUGAAGGGAAGGAGUCGGUGAUGAGAGCAUGCUGUCGAAAAAUGUACAAUUGGAUUAAAGUCGCUCCAUUCACCUGUUCAUUUCCUGAAGAGGAGGACGAUGAGUGGGACACGAGCAAGGGGCUGAGAGUAAUGGGAGUCUCGUACGUACCUGAUUACUCUCAAGCUGCCUUCGCCUGUCUCAUUGCUCCGGAUGGUGAAUGCACGGACUACUUACGUCUGCCCCACCUUCUGAAACGAAAGAACAGUUUCAGAAAAGAGGACAAGGUCAUGAAGGAGGCAGAUUUGUUGGCCAUUCGUAAUUUUAUAGCUACAAAGAAGCCGCAUGUUGUGGUCGUUGGUGGAGAGUCCAGAGAAACUUUGAUGGUUGUCAGUGACAUCAAGGAAUGUAUAACAGGUCUUAUUGAGGAGGAACAGUUCCCAGCGAUAAGUGUGGAAGUGGGGGACAAUGAUCUAGCCAAGAUCUAUGCCAACAGCAACAAAGGAACUGCCGAAUUCAGGGACUAUCCUAGUCUUCUUCGAGAAGCCAUAUCCCUUGCUCGACGUCUCCAGGAUCCACUCGUUGAGUUCUCCCAGCUAUGCACUGCUGACGACGAAAUCCUCUGUCUCAAGUAUCAUAAUCUUCAGGAUCAACUGCCAAAAGAGGAACUAUUGGAGAACAUUUACCUAGAAUUUGUCAACAGAGUCAACGAAGUUGGUGUUGAUGUGAAUAAGGCAGUGCAGCAAGCGUACGCUGGCAAUCUAGUGCAAUUUGUCUGUGGACUGGGUCCAAGGAAGGGUCAAGCACUCAUAAAAACGCUCAAACAGACUAACCAAAGGUUGGAGAACAGAACACAGUUGGUAACUGCCUGUCACAUGGGUCCCAAGGUCUUCAUCAACUGUGCAGGAUUUAUAAAGAUAGAUACAAACAGUCUUGGAGACAGUACAGAGGCUUACGUCGAGGUGCUAGACGGCUCAAGGGUUCACCCUGAGACGUAUGAGUGGGCGAGAAAAAUGGCGGUGGACGCACUGGAGUACGACGAUGAGGACGCCAAUCCUGCAGGAGCAGUUGACGAAAUUCUCGAGUCUCCGGAGAGGCUCAAGGAUCUCGAUCUGGAUGCCUUUGCCGAGGAGCUCGAAAGGCAAGGUUUCGGUAAUAAAUGUGUGACACUUUAUGACAUCAGAGCAGAGCUCAACUGUAGAUACAAAGACCUGAGGACACCGUAUCAAUCUCCAAGUCCCGAGAAGCUCUUCGAUAUUCUGACAAAGGAGACCCCAGAAACAUUUUACAUUGGAAAGAGGAUUGAGGCGAUAGUCACAGGAAUUAGCCGGAGAAAACCCCAGGGUGAGCAGCUGGAUCAGGCGAAUCCAGUGAGGAACGACGAGACUGGUCUUUGGCAGUGUCCCUUCUGCCUCAAAAAUGACUUUCCAGAAUUGUCUGAAGUCUGGAAUCAUUUUGAUGCUGGGGCAUGUCCUGGAAAGGCUACUGGUAUCAAGCUGCGUCUGGACAAUGGGAUCUCUGGUUACAUUCACAUUAAAAAUCUUUCUGAUAAACACGUAGCUGAUCCUGAGGAGCGAGUUGCCAUGGGACAGACUGUCAACUGCCGAGUCAUUAAAAUUGAAGUUGACAGAUUCAGUGUCGAGUGUACCAGUAAGAGCAGUGAUCUCGCUGAUAAAAAUCACGAGUGGAGGCCACAGAAGGAUCCCUUCUACGAUAAUGAGGCUGAAUUGAAGGACAUGAAGGUCGAGGAUGAAACGAAAAAAGUCAAGCAGACACAGACCUACGUGAAACGAGUCAUUGUCCAUCCAUCAUUCCAUAAUAUCAGUUAUUCAGAGGCUGAGAAAAUCAUGAGGACGAUGAAGCAGGGGGAGGCGAUCAUAAGACCUAGUAGACAGGGCUCAGAUCACCUGACUGUCACGUGGAAGGUGACUGACGACAUCUAUCAGCACAUAGACGUUAAGGAGGAAGGCAAGGCAAAUGAGUUCUCCUUGGGAAAGAGUCUGUGGAUAGCGUCUGAGGAAUUCGAGGAUUUGGAUGAAAUAAUUGCGAGGCAUGUAAACCCCAUGGCAGCUUAUGCUUCAGAACUACUGGACUUCAAGUACUAUAAACCAGGAGUGAAUGGGCUGAAGGAUAAGGCUGAUGAGAUUCUCAAGGGACAGAAGAAGGAGAAUCCUGGGGGAAUUCCUUACAUCGUGUCAGCAGUCAAGAAGUGCCCAGGAACUUUUCUCCUGUCUUACUUACCCAGGGACAAAGUGGUUCAUGAGUAUGUUCAGGUGACUCCAGAAGGCUUCAAGUACAGGAGACAGAUGUUUGGCAGAGUCAAUGACCUGUUCAGAUGGUUUAAAGAGCACUUUAGGGAGCAGAUACCGGGACAAAAUACACCCAGCACUCCCAGGGGUGCUCAGACAUCUAGGACGCCUUACCACACGACACCAGGGGUUGCCAUGAAUCAGGAGGCCAUUCACAGGGUCGCCCAGAAUCUUCCAAGCCACAUGCUUCAUUCAUUAUCCCAAGUUGCCAAUCAGACUCCUCACUAUCCUCCACACACUCCUGGUGCUGCUGGGGCUGCUUAUGUCUAUCCAAAUACUCCGUACACACCCUCUGGACAGACACCCUAUAUGACCCCAUAUGCCACACCAAGAAAUCAUCAGUUCACACAGCCAGCACCACCUCAUCGGUCUACUCCCUCCCACAGACCCACUGCCCAGAUAUCUACUGCUGCUCAAGAUGCCAUGGACUGGAAAAAAGCUGCUGAAGCCUGGGCUAGGCUUAAGACCACACCGAGGUACGAUGGAAAGAGAUCUAGAACACCCUCGAGUAAAUCCCCCAGAACACCCCAGACCAAUUCAAGCCCCAGGUCUAUGUCUCUCAGUGGAGACUGCACACCUCUCUGGGAUGAGAGCUAGGGAAUUUAAUCAUGAUUUAUCGAAUCAAUUUUAUUUUGGUUCUAAUUCAAUUCGUCUUUCCCUCUAGGUUGUCUUGUUUAGGUUUAGACAAUGAUUAUAUUUUGUAUAAUGAACGUGACAUGAUAAUAAAAGUCAUAUUUAACGCGAAGAUUUUUGUUAACAUUGCUGAUCCUCAUGGAUUUUUAUUUGAUUAGUUUUAUUUUGUAAAGAUUGUUUCGUAAAGAGCAGUCGCGUCAGCUGGUGUAUUCAUUUUUUUAUAGAAUAGAAUGACGAAAUCCGUACAUUCGAUGGGAAAUAUUGGAAGCGAUUUUUUUUAUUUUCUUAAAUUAUGAAUGAAUAAAAGAUACAGAUUAACAAAAUAUCUGUGAAAGCCAAUCUAAA
This is a messenger RNA of Diachasmimorpha longicaudata, 5914 nucleotides long. RefSeq names its product transcription elongation factor SPT6 (gene Spt6). Gene Ontology annotation, cellular component: transcription elongation factor complex. The coding region runs from base 416 to 5533 and encodes 1705 amino acids. Gene Ontology annotation, biological process: transcription elongation-coupled chromatin remodeling; nucleosome organization; transcription elongation by RNA polymerase II. The record is from RefSeq and is a predicted model, not a curated record. The transcript has 6 exons. NCBI's taxonomy places the organism in Eukaryota, Metazoa, Arthropoda, Insecta, Hymenoptera, Braconidae. Gene Ontology annotation, molecular function: DNA binding; histone binding; nucleosome binding.